This is a messenger RNA of Carya illinoinensis, 4795 nucleotides long. Its product is annotated as agamous-like MADS-box protein AGL62. Gene Ontology annotation, biological process: regulation of transcription by RNA polymerase II. The coding region runs from base 4032 to 4610 and encodes 192 amino acids. NCBI's taxonomy places the organism in Eukaryota, Viridiplantae, Streptophyta, Magnoliopsida, Fagales, Juglandaceae. Gene Ontology annotation, molecular function: RNA polymerase II cis-regulatory region sequence-specific DNA binding; DNA-binding transcription factor activity, RNA polymerase II-specific; protein dimerization activity. The transcript is spliced from 2 exons. The record is from RefSeq and is a predicted model, not a curated record.
AUAUCCGAAUUGAGAGAGAGAGAGAUUGGUUUUGCCCGAAAGCAGCUCAUAAUAUGGAACACGAACCGACCGAGCAGAAUGCCUGCUUACUGUUGCCUAACUUACCAAUGGCUUCUUCUUACUGGAUUCCUCGGAAGUCGCUUAAUUUGAUUACUGGCUUGGCGAAUGCUUUUGACAUCUCCGAUUUCAUUUCUUGACGGUGGGUCGAGUUUGAUUCCAGGUUGCACUUGUGUUUUCUGGACUUUCUUGUGAUACGUGAUCUCUUCGUAAGAACUUUUCGUUUUUUGGGUUUAUUUGUUUGUUGACUGGGCCACAAUUACGAGAAGAUGUAUUUUUUUAUUGAAAAAUUAUGUCUCAGCCGGGAUGAGAAAUUAUAUUCUUUCGCCUAUCAGGAUCAUUAUGUUAGAAGAGAUAUGCCGUUUAAUAUAAUUUUUUAGCAAUAACUGAAAGAAGAACUCACAAACGAGGCAGAAUAUAGAACAAAGCAAAAUCAUUCAGAAGAAGAAUAAGCUUCACAAUUAUUUUCGUUGGAGAGUAUUGAAUUGAAGGGUUUCACUGCUAGACUUGGUAAUUAAAAAAUGGCAGAGGUAAACGAUAAGCAAAAUGCAGUCAACCGAUACUGACCAUGGAAAACAAAAUCAGCCCAAGGAAUGAUGCUGAUAUGUGCCAUUUGUCUCUUUUUGAAUUCUGAAGCAUUGGAGGAAGUUUGAAUUCGACUAAACUUAAAUUGAUCUGAGUUCAAAUAUGUAAGUCAACUCUGAUCACAAGUGUUUUCUUCUAAUCAUUUUCCUUAAAUACAUAAGAAAGGUGUCCUUGUCAUUGAUAAAGCCUUUGAUUUGGCGUCAACCAUGUACUACAUAAACAUAACAAAGGCACUGAAAUGAUUUGGCUAGUUGGGUUGAUGAUAUUGGGACAAAGUACUUCAGAUUUCCACUUUGUAAAUUAAAAUCUCAUUGUAGCCCACCUUAUGGUUUAGUUCUGGUUUUAGUAAGAGAGGUGGCCUCAACCAAAGAUGAUCUGACUUUGGAGAAGGACAUGUCGCACCUUCCCAAUUCCUAGAGGGACCUUCCUGAAGUCAUUGAUGCUUGUUACAGUAACUACUGAAAACUUGACUCCCAAUUAAUGUUCUUGUGCAAGAAGGCAUAAACUCUGAUGCACACUCAUAUACAAGUCUUCUCUAGGCUUGCAUGCUGACCAAGUUUGUUGAUGUGACGUAGAUUGUUUAGGCAUAUAGUUUCAGCCAUUAAUAUAACCAUUUGGACAAAAUGCACAUUGUGGACUCACACUAUUAGGGUUUUGCACUUUUAGCCCCAAAAUACCAAAACUGACACAUUAGACAUUCCAACUAUUGACAGUUGGGUUUUAUGAAGGUGUAAUGUGCAACGUUAAAAGUUUUAAUUUUACCAUCUUUGCAUCAUCAUUCUUUUUGUUGUGCGUUUGCUAAUGAGUUAAUGUAUGGCAUUUGAUAUAAUGGAGUUGGCGUAUUUCAUACAUAACCUCUUAACAUUUAUUCUAUCCUAAUUUUAUAAUUUUGAAGAAAUAAUGAGAAUGAACUUCUAAGGAUGGCCACUUAGAUGACUUUACUUGCAAACAGCACCGCUCUUUCUUUCCUUGGUACUAUCAGAUUGAUUAAGGGUUGCAAGAUUCUCAGAAAACUUUGAUAACUUUGGUCUCUUCUUAAAAAGGUGAGUUCUUCAGCCCCAGCAAAUGUGAUGCAAAUUGGUGAAGAUUGGAUAAUGGUUCUUAAGGUAAAAGAGAACUAUACAACCCAUAAUGUAUGGAGAGUAGAAAUUGUAUUGUUUGAGGCCAAUUUACUUCGGUCCAGUCAUCUUAGUCCAAGGGAAAAAAAAGUUAGAUUGGCCUUAAUAAAAGCCUCAGGUUAUAUAAGAAGGCUAAAAUAUCCCAACUCAUCUAGUUCGAAUCCGUCAUCUCAAACUUAGGAUACCAAGUAGGUUGUUAAUCCUUGGGUGUAGUUAUACUGGACAUGUUUAAAGAAAAACUAACAGGCACCUUCUUAUCAUUAUAAUUUAUUUUUGAAAGGGAAAAAAGCUCUCUGUCUCUCCUCUCACUCUAUUUGUAAGUAUGUAGUCAAUAAAUCCAGGGCAGAAAUGGUUCUUCAUUUUAUUUAACAACUUAAUCAAAGUCAGUAAAUGAACCAACAUGGAAAACAAAUCUAAAGUUUAACCUUCAGGGUUUGUUGAAAUUCCAUGCAUAUAGUCUGUUUAUCUAAGCUGUGCUUGUUCUCUAUACAAUAAUUCUUGAAAGAUAUAUAAUAUAUGGAAAAUUCUAUACGCCAUACUACCAUCCUAUUUGCAUCCCACUAAGUAAGAUAUGGCAUAUUUAUCACUAUUGUAUGAUCAUUUAUUGAAUGCUUCUUUAUCAUCAAAUAGUAAUAAAUGCGUCACAUCAUAUAUAGUGGGAUGCAAAUGGGAUGAUGGUGUGGUGUAUAGCAUUGCUCAUAAUAUAUAAAUAAUUUUCUGGCAAAAUGCUGGUCCUCAGACAUUGUUUCCAGGGUGAAGGAAAUCUAACCAACACGAACUUGGAUCCAACUUAUAUACGUUGGUACAUUGGAGACCACCACAAAAACUUCAUGGAUCCUUACACUGGUGGGGUCAGUGAAUAAUACAUUUUUCCCCGUCUCAGAAGUUGAGGGGCCUAGAAAAUAUGAGUUAUAAGAGGAGGUUAAGGCCUUAAGGAACUCUGGGACCAUUUGUUUGAAAAAGGAAGGCUUUUCCAAGCAAGGAAAGGCAUUUAUAAUCUUUGAAAAAUUAGUUUCAUGUGAUUGUGAGUCCUUCAGAAUUUCAGGCUAACCACUGCUUGAUUGACAUGAAACCUGCCUUGCUAAUUCCAUAUCACAAUCUGAUGGCACGUGGUUUGCCAGUGCUUAGGUUUUCUUUUCAGGUACCAGAGUAUAGAAACAUCAAAACAGCUCUAGAUAAUUACUGGAGGCAAGAAAGAUUAUCUAUCUUUUUCUCGUUUUUAUUUUCUUACCUUUUUUAAAGCUCAUAAUAAAAUAACUUUUUUCAUCAAGGAAUUUCACAAGUCUGGUUGUUCAAGAUGAACAUGAAGCGUUAAAUUACCGCAUAUGAACUGUUUUCACGGUUUUUUUGUCCUAGGAUGAGUUGGACCACUUUAAUAGAGUAUCCCUGUAAUCAUAAGGAUUAUACAUUCUAAUUUAUCAGCCAUUUGUAAUCAAUGGAUGAAAUUAGAAGUCUUUUUUUCAUACUUUGUUUUUGUGACCAAUAGCUAUUGAUUUUCUUGGGCUAACUAUUUUUUCUUACUUAUAAGUCUCCAUGUGUUUUUUCAUUCUGUGUCUUUUUUUCAUACUUACAAGUCUCCAUGUCUUUCUUUGGUCUUUUUUAGUUCUUAACUAGGUUCUUUCUCUUGUAUAAGUCCCAUAUACUUGGUGCAUAUUAGUAUAUUACUAUUAUCUAUAAAAUUUAAGUUUACCUAUAAAAAGAUUGAGUAAUGUUAGAUACAGUCAUAAAGUGUGGAAGUCCCGCGCACUCCUUUUGAAAAAAGUGGGGUCCACUGUUAGAAAAAUAAUUUUUUCAUGUGGGUCUCAGAUUCACCCACUUUUUUCAAAGGGCGCGCGUGAGGCUUGCAUACCCUAAGACUGCAAAUAUCAUUUCUCUGAACCAUUUGUUAUGCUCAAGACUUCCAAAAUAGUAAAUGAGAAGUUUCAAUAAAUGGAUUGGCAUUACUCAUCUCUUUAAAUAACUUUGUAGGCUUAUUGAGGAAUUAACUCAUAUUCUAGCCUACUUACAAACAUUCAAUUAUACUUUUCCCCUUGCGAAUUAAGAACAUACGAUAUUUGGAACUUUCAUUAUCUAUCCACAGGAAUGAUAAGAUUCUCUCAUAAUUUCAUAUCACAGAGGUAAUAAAUGGAAAGAAAGGUGGACAACUGUUCAGAAAUGAGAAUUAAAUAGGUUUGAUGGUUGGUUAAGGCACCAAAGCCCUAUAAAACCAGCAUCCCUCCUCAGAAUUUCUCAAGACCCAUCGCUCUUCAAGUACUUCUGUAAAGUGCAAGUAUGAUGAACAUGGGCUGCAAAAAGACUCAAAAGAAGCCAAUGCAAGGAGCAAAUGCUCGGCAGGUUUCUUUCUCAAAACGACGAUCUGGCCUCUUCAAGAAGGCCGGUGAACUUUGUACCAUAUGUGCUGUUGAGACCGACGAUAUCAUCUUCUCUCCUGGUGCAAAGCUGUUCUACUCUGGUCAUGACUCUGUUGAGGAUGUAAUAAUCAUGCUUGGCCACCGUGGGAAGCCAGAUGCUGCUACAAUUCUGGAAGCAGAGGCUCACCAAGAGAGAGUCCUUCGUGACCUGGAGAAGCAAUAUUCUGAUCUGCUUGAGCAAUUGGAAGCUGAAAAGAAACGAGGGGAGGAACUAGAGCAGCUGAAGAAGGAAGGCCAGGUAAGCAGCUGGUUUGUUACUCCAGUUGAGGAACUCAGCUAUGAGGAGCUGAAGAUCCAGCAUGCUGCAAUGGAAAAACUUAGGGGAAAAGUACUCAAGACCAUGGCGGAACGUCUGGCCCAGGGUUCUGCGCCAUCUGUUGCUGCCAACUCUGGUGGAGCUUCUGAUUUCCCAGUCUCCAACCCAAAGGCUGCACCGUAGGCCAUUAAUCUCUGUUAUUCUGAAUAAGUUGAUGGAAGAGAAUCUGGAUUAGCAGUAUUUUGUUAUGGGUUUGGAGAUUUAUAUGAUAUCAUUGAGUCACUCUCUUCCUCUCUGCAUCUUUAUGUAAGAUGUUGUAUGCAAGAUGUUGCCAGUAAUAAAACCCAUAGAGAAAAAAAUCUUCAAAA